Molecule: messenger RNA, 1044 nt
Organism: Corylus avellana
Lineage: Eukaryota; Viridiplantae; Streptophyta; Magnoliopsida; Fagales; Betulaceae
Source: RefSeq, a predicted model, not a curated record
AUGCCCGAAGGACUGCCGCCCAUGAGAGAUAUCCAGCACUAUAUUGACUUAGUGCCAGGAGCAAGUCUCCCGAACUUGCCACAUUAUCGAAUGAGCCCAAAGGAGAAUGCUAUUUUGCAAGUGCAGGUAGAGGGGUUAAUUCAGAAGGGACACUUGCGAGAGAGUAUGAGUUCAUGCGCAGUACCGGCCCUACUUGUACCGAAGAAAGAUGGGAGUUGGCGAAUGAGCGUGGAUAGCCGGGCAAUAAACAAGAUCACGGUCAAGUAUCGAUUUCCUAUUCCCCGAAUAGGUGACAUGUUUGAUAUGCUAUCUAGGGCUAAGAUUUUUUCGAAGAUUGACUUGAGGAGUGGAUAUCACCAAAUCCGUAUACGACUGGGAGAUGAAUGGAAAACUACGUUCAAGACUAAAGAGGGGCUUUAUGAGUGGAUGUUACUCUUCCUCGGAUUUGUAGUCGGUGCCGAUGGAAUUCGAGUGGAUGAAGAGAAGGUGAGAGCAAUCCAAGAAUGGCCCACGCCCAAGUCAGUGGGAGAAGUAAGAAGUUUCCAUGGGCUAGCAACUUUCUAUAGAAGUGAAAAGCUUGGAGAAGCAAGACAGAAGUGGUCAACAUAUGAGUUGGAUCUUUAUGCUGUCUUGAGAGCCCUCAAGGUGUGGGAGCAUUACUUGAUCCAACGAGAGUUUGUCCUCUAUACCGACCAUCAAGCAUUAAAGUUCAUCAAUAGUCAAAAGAGUCUGAAUCGGAUGCAUGCUCGGUGGGUUUCUUACAUCCAACGGUUCACUUUUUCUCUCAAGCAUAAGUCGGGAAAACUGAAUCAUGUAGUUGACGCAUUAAGCCGCCGAGCUACCCUGCUGAUCUCCAUGAAAGCUGAAGUGACUGGAUUCAAGUACCUAAAGGAGUUGUACGAGGAAGAUGAAGAUUUUGGUGAAACCUGGAAGCAUGGCAAGGCGGGGCAACCAAUUUUUGAGAUACAUAUUCAGGAGGGGUAUUUAUUUCGUGGGAAUCGGCUGUGCAUUCCGAGGAGUUCCUUACGAGAACAAAUAAUCUGA